AUGGAACGAAAUCUCCAACAGUUGUCCUACAACCGUUCCCACACUUAAUAUGGCCACGCUGGGUGAUCACAUGCUCCUUGUUUACAUGUAUACUUCAAACUUGCCGGUGUUCUACUUUCAUUGCUAGUGUGGCAUGAUGGCUCCCAGCGGUCUUGUUUUGCUUUGUGCGCUUUAUCUGGUAUCUGGGAUUCCUACGGGCCGGUGGUCAGAUGUCUCUGCUAUUGAACCGGAGUUAAAGAGACUAGUGGAUCUGGCUGUGCGUGAAUACAAUAAAGCGAGCACUCGUAAAGACAUUUACCGACAGCUGCAAGUCACCGAUGCCAGGAAACAGCUAGUUUCUGGGGUAAAAUAUGAUUUGACUGUGCUACUGGGUCGCACAUUGUGCAAGAAAGAAUCUAAUGUGAAUCUGGAUGAAUGUCAGUUUGACUACACAAAUAAUGUUAAGGCUCAGAAAUGCAACUUUUCGAUAUUAGUAGUCCCCUGGAUAAAUGAAACAAAAAUCUUACAUCAGUUAUGUUCCCAAGAAUUAACUGAGGCAACAUCCUCUCAGAACCUGGACACACUUUCAGCAGAAUCAGAGGAUGAAGUGCUGGAAACAAUGACACUGUUCAAAGAUUUUGUGAGCAUCUACAAUAAACAAUACAGUGAUAAUGAAGAGGUGACCAGACGCUUUCAAAUAUUCUCUAAAAACCUGAAAACGGCAAAGGAAAUCCAGGCAAUGGACCAAGGCACAGCGGAAUAUGGCAUCACUAAAUACAGUGACCUAACUGAGGAUGAGUUUAGAGCUUUCUACUUGAAUCCCCUGCUCUCCAGCCAGCCUCCACAUCCUAUGCGGAAAGCACUUCUACCUACCGACUCAGCACCUGCACAGUUUGACUGGAGAGAUCAUGGAGCAGUCACUGAGGUCAAGAAUCAGGGAAUGUGUGGAUCGUGCUGGGCCUUCUCAGUGACCGGUAAUAUUGAAGGACAGUGGUUUCUAAAGAAAGGCUCAUUGGUCUCUCUCUCUGAACAAGAGUUGGUGGACUGUGACAAUGUGGAUCACGCAUGUGGAGGAGGUCUCCCAUCAAGUGCUUAUGAAGCCAUAGAAAAUCUGGGAGGACUUGAGACCGAGCAGGAUUACAGCUACCAGGGACAUAAAAGUAGCUGCAGCUUCUCUACUGGCAAAGUUUCAGCUUACAUCAACAGUUCUGUCGAGAUUUCCACAGAUGAAACUGAAAUUGCAGCUUGGUUGGCCCAGAAUGGACCAAUAUCCAUUGCUCUUAAUGCUUUUGCUAUGCAGUUCUACAGAAAAGGCAUUUCUCAUCCAUUCCGUAUACUUUGUCUUCCCGGAAUGAUUGACCAUGCUGUACUUCUUGUGGGCUAUGGUGAACGUGAUGGGAAACCUUUUUGGGCUAUCAAGAACAGUUGGGGGCUGGAUUGGGGAGAACAGGGUUAUUAUUACUUGUAUCGAGGAUCUGGAGCGUGUGGAAUGAACACUAUGUGCAGUUCAGCUGUGGUACAUUAGAAGUUUUGUUUGAAGAAAUCCAGCCCUCCUCUUCUUGUUCACAUGUUCAACUUAAAAAAAAAAAAAAAAAAAGGAUGGUUGCUUUUAGUAUUUCAGAAAACUUGCAUACUGAAGUAUUCAGUUCAACA
Pelobates fuscus (common spadefoot toad) is the source of this 1632-nucleotide messenger RNA. RefSeq names its product cathepsin F (gene CTSF). The record is from RefSeq and is a predicted model, not a curated record. Gene Ontology annotation, molecular function: cysteine-type endopeptidase inhibitor activity; cysteine-type endopeptidase activity. The transcript has 14 exons. Gene Ontology annotation, cellular component: lysosome. NCBI's taxonomy places the organism in Eukaryota, Metazoa, Chordata, Amphibia, Anura, Pelobatidae. The coding region runs from base 134 to 1504 and encodes 456 amino acids.